This is a messenger RNA of Drosophila erecta, 3932 nucleotides long. It is a transcript of the gene Pih1D1, whose product is annotated as PIH1 domain-containing protein 1. The transcript has 5 exons. Gene Ontology annotation, biological process: box C/D snoRNP assembly; rRNA processing. The record is from RefSeq and is a predicted model, not a curated record. The coding region runs from base 310 to 3825 and encodes 1171 amino acids. Gene Ontology annotation, cellular component: ribonucleoprotein complex; R2TP complex; cytoplasm. Lineage: Eukaryota; Metazoa; Arthropoda; Insecta; Diptera; Drosophilidae.
UUAUUGAAGUUAGGGUUUUAACUUUAUAUAAAAAAAUCUAUAGAAAUAAAUCUCCUAAAUUCUCCUUUUAUACUUUUACUGUCUCUAAGCACCCUGCACAGAAAAACCCCUCAAUUCUAGUAUUUUUAGAACAUUCCAUGGCAUUCUUAGUAUUUCCACGAAGGGUCACACUAUCACAUCGGAUUUCAUUUAAAUUGAGUUGACAGCUCCACUCUGGCAAAUAAAAAUUGUUUUUUGCUCGUCGCAAAACGAAUAAAUAUCAUUCGGAUUCGAUUAACUCAAAACUGGCUAUUGAAAUCGUGAAACAAAAUGGCGCGUCGUUCCAAUUUUAUUGAAGGCAACGACAAUUUUCGCGACCAGAACUUGCGAUUUGUGAGGAACGAGUUCGAGGACAACAUUAACCAGUUCUUCGGAGGUGCCAAUCCGGAAGACAACGGCCCGCAGCAGAAGCCGCCGCCACGGGACUCUUUAAUUGUCCAGCCGACCGCAGGAAGCAGCGAGCUGGACAAUCGGCGCCAAUUUCUCCGCGACCUGGGCGCCAGUCGGGUGUUGGCCAACGCCCUGGCACAGCGCACCUUCAAUGUGCCCAAGUUCAACCUGCGCCAGUUCCAGCGCCAGAGGUUCCGCCUCAGCGUCGAGCUGGGCGACAGUCACCAGGAUGUGGUGGACAAGGAGGUGCUUCGUGCCAUCGAGGAUGCGGUGGAUGGCCACGACGAAGUCGAGUCGCGUCCACGCACUCCAUCGCCCCCGCGGAACAUUGAUUGGCACUUUGCCAAGCGGGAUAAUUCGCCGGUGAGGAACGACCGAUCACGCCCUAGGAAUCGUCAAAGGGAGGAAAACUUCCCAGACCGGAGGGACAACAAGCGCGGAAUCGUGGAACAGCGGGAGCCAAUCAAUAGGAAUGCUGGGCCUGUAAAUGCUCCGAUCAAUCGAAAUCGGAAUAUUAAUCGCAAUAAUCUUGCCGAGAAUCCUACAGUCGAAUUCAGUCGUAACAACCGUGGUGCAAUCCAGCAGGAUCCCAAUCGCGGUAAUCGUAAUGCAAAUGCGCAGGACAUUAAUCGAAAUAGUCGGAAUAUGGACAGAACUGAAUUUAAUCGAAAUAAUCGCAACGCAAACGACCUAGAACCCAACCCGGAUAAUCGAAAUGCAAUUUUCAACAGAAAUGAGAGUUCACGUCCUAAUCCACAGGAAUUCCGUGGUCCUAACAGAAAUGCAAAUCCCCAGGAAUUCAAUAGAAAUACAAAUGCCCAGGAAUUCAAGCGCUCAAAUAGAAAUCAAAAUCCACAGGAUUUCAAUCGCCCUAUAAGAAAUCAAAAUCCCCAGGAGUUCAAUCGCAAUAAUCGUAAUGCCAAUCCACAGGAAUUCAAUCGUAAUAUCCGUAAUGCUAAUGAGCAGAAAUUUAAUCACAAUCGUUAUGCAAGCAAUGAUGAAUUCAAUCGCAAUAAUCGUAAUCGAAACAAUGAUGAAUUCAAUCGAAAUAAUCGUAAUGCUAACAACAAUGCAUUCCCUCAGGGACCCAACCGUAAUAACCGUCUUGCUAAUGCACAAUUCAUUCGUAAUACUUUUGAAGAGGAACCCAGCUUCAAUAACCAACAUGUUCAAGGACCAAAUCACAACACCAACUAUCGUGGUCAGGUGCCAAACAGAGUUCAUCCCUCAAACUAUGAUCAUUCCCAAGUAAACAACAAUCGCAGGCCGGGUAAUCAGAAAUUCGUUCCUAUUCAACAAUCCAACUUGGAUCGAAAUGCUAUGAUCGAUGACGACAUACAGUUGCCCACAGAUCGAUUCCGUUCGCCUGAAGCCCACCCAAAACAUGGGCCAUAUAUUGAUCAGGAUCCAAGGACCAACCGUGGACCACAAACGGGUCGCAAUUAUCAGCGCAUUGUGAAUGACAAUCAAAUAAUACUAUGCCGUACCGACUGGACUAACUCAAACGAAGGGAGUCCAGAUCACUAUGGGCAAAACGAGUACGUACCCGAUGAACGCGAGCUGCUUGAGGAUGCACAUUUCAUGGACGACACAGAUGAAGCAAUUAUGAAUGAUGAUCAUUCUGGAGAGGAGUACGAAACUUUUAGUAGCCCAGAAGAGCGCGAGUUCAAUCGGCGUUCCAGGGGUAACCAACCCAACCACCGAGAUCAUAACAUCGAUGAUCGUAAUGCAUAUGGACGCAAUCGCAACGAUCGUAACUUCGAGGGCAUUAGGCGCCAGUUCGAUCGAGAACUCGAUCGCCGCAACUUAAACGACGACUUCAAUCAGCGAAACAACUCUUCGCGUGGCGGUGACAUCCAACGCUUUCCCCGAAGGGAGGAUGACACAUUCCUAGACUCAAAUAACCCUGAUUUUCCGCCGAACUAUCAACAAACUAUUCGCCGUGGAUCGGGUUCUGGAAAUCGUUACCACGACUCCAGUUCUAACAGACCCAUGGGUCCCAAUCAAACCAGAGUUGGCCAUUCCGGAGGUCCUAUACAAUACGGAACUAAUUUGAACCCAAACAGAUCCAGUCUAGAUCGUAAAAUGACUAAAAAUAUAAACCCUGGAAGGAAGCCACAAAGCAGAUCGAGUUCAUACAUCAGUACUGGCGCUCCUAAUCAACCCAGGUCAAAUUCAAUCACAUCUCAAACUCGUGGUGGCAGCAAUCCAAAUCGAUUGGCAAGUCAAUAUCGCAGUGCAACCUCACGGAAUGUCAAAUCGGGUGCUCCCAAUCUAGGAAGCGCAAGUCCGAGCCUAUCUCGAUAUGAAAAUCCUGGCAUUCCAAACCAAAAUAUCAAGAAGUCAGCGGUUCCACCCAACAAACCUAUGAUCACCAAUCCUGGUGCAUCCAAACUUGGCCAGCCGGUAAUCAAACCGAAACCACAGGCAACUAAGAACAACGCGGCCAUGGCGAAACCACGCGCUGGGCAAAAAAGAAAAGCUGAGGCCACAAAGUUAGGGGCUAACAAAGCCGAGCCAAAACGCCAGAGAGCGGAAACAGAUCGCAGCUUCAUCAUAGGCGGAAUUAGCCUACCGUACAUCAACAGCAAUAUCAAGCAGCUGCCACAACCGGAGGCGGAGUCGUACGCGGUGACCUUCUUCGAGCAAACGCCCAUCUACAACACAAACAUUUAUGCCAAUGACGAUGGCGAUGUUGAUGAAGACGAAGAUAUGGACGAGGAGGACAUGUCCGAUGCUGAAUCUCUGGACUCGGACCGGUCUGGUGUUCAGUCAAAAGUGAAAGGACGCAACUCCAAGAAGAAAAUGAGCGCCCAGCUGCGCAAGGAGUGGACAAAAAUCUAUAGAACCAAUAACUACAAGGACUGGCACGCCUGGUGGAGGGAUUACAAGUGGUGCGGCAGCGAGAUCAACAAAAAGCUGGACAAGUACGGAGACCGCAAUCUGCGCCACCGCUUUGCUCCCAUCGGCCCAAAAGGCUUGACCGAACAGGCGAUCAAUCAGAUUUUCAAAGCGGGCUACAUGGGUCUGGAGAAGAACACCUUCAGCCAUUACCGCAACAUGCGUUCGAUUUUCCUUCUGAUGAACGAAACGUUCCUCCAAAGUUUGUCUGAUGAGCAAAUGGAAAAGUUGCAGGACCUGAUACGUGGCAUACCAAAUCACUUGUGGCUCUACAAGAUCCGCAGCAUGGUCUACCUUUGGGAAAGGUACCACGGCACUCUUAAAACCCAAGGGCCCAAAAAUAUCAAAAGCACUAAGGAAAUUCAAACCAUUGCGCGAAAAUGGAAAAAUCCAGUCUUUCACUGGUUAGCCAAGCAGGCCUUUGAUGAGCUUAAGGCAAUCAGCGAGAUCGCGUGGCCGGAUCAUAAUAAAAUCUAUCCCGGCUUGAAAUCGUAAUUAAAUGCGCAACGUAUUGCCAAAUGACUUGUAGCUUGAUGUGUUUUAGAUUGUAAACGGAAUAAAAGCCAAAUAAAGCAAGGGUUUUUCUUCUGCAAUGGACAAUA